This is a messenger RNA of Eucalyptus grandis, 1621 nucleotides long. RefSeq names its product WAT1-related protein At5g47470. The record is from RefSeq and is a predicted model, not a curated record. Gene Ontology annotation, molecular function: transmembrane transporter activity. Gene Ontology annotation, cellular component: plasma membrane. NCBI's taxonomy places the organism in Eukaryota, Viridiplantae, Streptophyta, Magnoliopsida, Myrtales, Myrtaceae. The coding region runs from base 155 to 1165 and encodes 336 amino acids. The transcript has 7 exons.
UUAUGCACUAGUAAAGAGUCUGUUGUGUCUCUCAUUCUUUCAUCUUCUCCAACAGUUUCUACGGUAGCUGCUGCUGCUGCUUUUUCUUCUUCUUCUUUGUUAUUGUUGUGGAGAGAGAGAGAGAGAGAGAGAGAGAAGAGAGAAGGAGAGACCAAUGGAGUGGUACAAGAGGAAAGAGACGGUGGAAGAAGUGGUAGUGAUUGGGGGUUUGAUCGGGACUCACUUUUUGUAUGCGACCAACAAUGUGAUGGUGAGCUACCUCACGUCCCUCGGCCUCGACCCUCUCACUGUUGUCUACUACUCUUCCUUUGCCACCUUCCUUGUUCUCUCCCCCAUUGCCUUUGCGUUUGAAAGGAUCUUGUGGCCCAAGAAGCUCAGUCUGAGGUUGAUGGUUCAACUUGUUCUCAUCUCCUUUGCAGGGGUGAUUCUGUUCCAAUAUCUGUUCGUGAAGGGAAUUAAACUGACUUCACCGGCUAUCGCAACCGCCAUGCCAAACCUUGCUCCUGGGCUUAUCUUCGCCAUCGCAUGGAUUACUAGGAUGGAGAAAGUUAAGCUGAGCUGCUUGUACAGCAAAGUCAAGAUAUUAGGCACGGUGGUGUGUGUUUCAGGGGCCGUCACAAUGAGCCUAUGCAGUGCUGCUAAAGAGGAUCCCCGCUCAACUUCGUUGAGUAAUGUGAUUUUCGACCAACAAAUGAUCAUCGGUUGCUUAUAUCUUAUUGCAGCGGUCUUAGGCCUAUCAAUCAAUUCCAUCCUGCAGGCAGUCACUUUGGCCGAUUUUCCAGCACCAAUCUCCAUGGUCGCUAUAACCUCCUUGAUUGGUUCGAUUAUGGCUGCAACUGUACAGUUAUUUGAAGACCACAAAUUGGACAAUGGCUGGCCGUUUUUGAGCUUUGGCAUGUUGGUCGCCUUCUCUUUCCUGGGAGGUGGCAUUAUCGGAUCGUGCGUAGGCUUCACUGCUUGGGCCAUAAAAAAGAGGGGGGCAGUCCUUCCCUCUAUGUUUAGCCCCAUCGCAACCGUCUGCACAAUUGUAUACUCGGCGAUAAGAUUAGGAGACACGAUCAACGUGCCAAGCCUCGCCAGCAUGGUCCUUAUAUUCACCGGCCUGUACAUCGUGCUCUGGGCAAAACGGAAAGAGGGCUACCACCCAAACGAAGGGACUGCUUAGAGAGCGGGUUGGAUGCAGAGAAGCCUCUUUUGAGCUGAGAAAUAAGGAUGCGGAUCCUUGUGAAAAGUCUCGUUUUUCUCCAUCAUUUUGGGUUAGAGAGCAGUUUCCUGCAUGCGACGGAAACCCGUGUGUAUCAUGUGUGACUUUCUUGUGCAUUUCGAUGUAUGGUUAAUGUAAUCUACUUCACGUUUUAAGACAUUGGUGGUUCGGUGCUAGCAGUAGCUCUGCCGUGACUAGGAUUCCUAAAUCUAAAUUUGUUUAUGCCUUUCGCUUUUCUUUUUGCCUUUUAUCAAUGUGUUUUAGUUCUUAUGGGAUUUCCAUCAUCGAAUUCAUGGAACAUAACGAUAAUGGACUCCGUGCAUUUGUUAAUUGAGUUGUGCACAUUUGUGGGUCAAUUUAGUGAGCUCUUUGUAAAGACAAACAAGAGAUGAAUUCGAGUUUAUUUCCCAUGAUUUA